CAGCGAAUGAUCUGAUCUGAGUGUGCUGUAGGGCCUCCGCAAAGUCUUGUGAGAUAUGUAGUUCGCGUAUGGCUAGAAAGUUCCAUCAUCUAACACAUCACCUUGCUACGACGAAGAGGGUCGUUCAAUAUGUCCAUAUCGGUAGUAAGAAGCCCAGCACAAGGUGCUCUUGAUACACGUACGAUAGAACCUGGACACAGCAGGUUUAAAGAGUGUCUGUCUGCCUCUCCACCAUCUAGACGGACGACUCCAGACUCACAAGCUGACGACCGAGACGACCAAGAUGACUCAGUCCCCGAUGGUGGUAUAGCAGCGUGGCUGAUCGUGGUGGGUGGGUGGUGUGCGAUGUUUUCCAGUUAUGGAUGGCUUCACAGUAUUGGCGUGUUCCAGAACUACUAUCAGAAUGUCAUGUUUCCAGGCUAUCCUGCGAGUACGAUCGCGUGGAUACCAUCCUUUGAAGUCUUCUUCAUGCUUGCCUUAGGUCCUAUUGUCGGCCGGCUGAGUGAUACUUUUGGACCGCGCGCAGUCGUCAUCGGAGGCUCAUUCUUUCAUAUUUUUGGGGUUAUGAUGGCUUCCAUAUCGACAAAGUACUAUCAGAUUCUCCUCGCACAGGGUAUCUGUAGUCCAAUAGGUCUUUGUGCCAUAGCACAGCCAGUCUUGAGUGUCAUUCCUAAUUGGUUCAACAAGCGGCGCGGAUUGGCGUACGGAAUCAUCUCGUCUUCGUCAGGGAUCGCGGGCAUCAUAUUGCCAAUCAUGGUUAACCGACUCAUUCCCAAAGUCGGCUUCGGUUGGGCCAUGCGGAUCGUCGCAUUCAUGAUGUUAUUUUUUCUUAUCAUCGCUGGUCUCACUGUAAGGGAGCGCGUGCCUCCAUGCCCAGAGGUUUUGAAUCGAGAGAACCUCCUGCACCCUUUCCGAGAUGUGAAUAUGGUCUUGCUUCUUGCCGGCGGCACUUUGCUGAGCUUUGGUAUAUGGGUCCCAAGUAACUAUAUCGUCACAUCGUCAUUGGCUGUGGGAAUGCAGAACAAUCUGUUGCAGUACCUCGUAUCUAUUCAGAAUGCUGGAAGUCUCUUUGGACGAUUCUUUUCUGGCUUUUUCGCGGACAAGAUCGGCGUAUACAACAGUUUUAUCUCAAGUACUGUCUGCUCUGGUAUCCUGGUGUUGGCGCUUUGGAUCCCAGGUACCAACAACUCAGCAAUCAUCAGUUUUGAUGUACUGUUUGGAGUCACGUCGGGGGCCUACUAUACUAUUUUCGUGGCUUUGGUGGCACCCGUAGCCCCGCCUCGAGAAAUUGGAUACUGGGUUGGGCUGAACUUUUUCUUUGCAUCAAUUGCGGGACUUGUAACAGGGUCCAUUGGAGGAGCAAUAUUAGCCUAUGACGGAGGGUCUUACUGGGGAAUGAAGGUCUACUCCGGCGUACUCCUGCUUGCGGGCAGUGUAUUUGUGAUAGGGACGCGGCUGCGACUGACGGGAUUGGCAGUGUGUGCCAAAUGUUGA
Molecule: messenger RNA, 1494 nt
Organism: Aspergillus piperis CBS 112811
Lineage: Eukaryota; Fungi; Ascomycota; Eurotiomycetes; Eurotiales; Aspergillaceae
Product: MFS general substrate transporter
Exons: 4
Coding region: 130-1494 (454 amino acids)
Biological process (GO): transmembrane transport
Cellular component (GO): fungal-type vacuole membrane
Molecular function (GO): transmembrane transporter activity
Source: RefSeq, a predicted model, not a curated record